AUGGAACAAAUAGACAAUAAAUCUUUGGAUUUUAUCUUAUGUAUUGAAAAAUUAUUAUCAUCUAUAUCAACUGUACGUAAAUGUUUAUUGAGUCUUACUGAUAUAGAACAAAAUUCAUCAAUACAAAGUGAAGAAUCAAUUAAAAAACUUAAAGCUAUAAAAGAUACUAUUAUCAGUCUUACACCAGCCGUUGAGACAGUAGGUCAAUUGGGCCCAACAUCAACACUUGUCAAACAUCUGUCUAACGAAUAUAUAUGUCUGUGUAAUGAUUAUAAGAAACAUUAUAGUCUUAUAAUGGCAAAUACGGCUAUUUUUACAGAAUACAAACAAUUAAUAGAAGAUUUGUCUAAAUGGUUGUCAUCAACAAAUGCUAAUAUUCAAGAAGUCUCACAAUCAGUUGAUAAACAACAAAUAUUACUUAAUGUCAAAAAUAUUGAUGAAUUAAACAAGUAUGAAAUAUUAUUAGAACGUGCUAUUAUACUCAAUGAAACAAUGGCAGUAGAUUUACCAGAUAUACAAGCACAAGAAAUGAUUAAUGAAAUAAAUUAUAUCAAAGAACAAUGGGAAAUACUUAUUGAUAGAUUAAAUAUAUUUAAUGAAAGAAAUUCAUCGUCUGAAUCAGAUAAUUUAAUGAAUUCACAAAUUUCAAAUAGUUUGACAAUAGACAAUGAAAAUUUAGUUAAAUCUAUUGAAAAUGUAUUAACAGUAGGUACACAAUUAAUUAAUCAACAAGAAAAAAUCAAUGUUAAUACUAUAUCUGAUAAUGAACAACUUCUUUCUCAAAUAAAAAAAUGUGAAGAAGAAAUAAAUUGUUUAAAAAAUGUACUUGAUCAUACAACAACAACAACAGAUGAAAUUAGUCAUUCAUUAAUUGAUCAAUUAACAACAGUUGAUUCGUCUAUUACAAAAAUGCAUAUUCAAUUAGAAAAUUGCAUUGAACAACAACGUGGCUUUGUUAUAGAAUUAGAUUCAUUUAUUGACUGGUUAAAAAAAUUUACAGACGAAUCUAAAACAAUGGAUAAUCAAACAAUUCAAUUAGGUUUAGUUGAACGACAAGAACAUUUUAAUGAAUUAAUUAAAUGUAAUCAACAAAAUGAUUUCGAAAUAAAAGAAAAACUUCAAUAUUUAAUUGAUUUGUGGACUCACUUAUCAUCAAUGAUCACUGGCUCUCCGAACAUAGUGACUACGGAAUUGCCUUCAACUGUACCAUUGUUAUCAUCAUCAUCAUCAUGCAUAAUUGAAAAUCAACAUAGUAUAAUUGAACAAGCACAAAAUUUAUUAAAUACUAUUGUACAAUUAGGUAAUCGUCAAGAAAUUGAACAACAUAAAGAUCAAAUUCAAUCUUUUUUAACUUAUUAUAAAGAUUCACAAAUAUCUAAUUUAAAUUUAAUCUAUAAUGAACUUGCCAAUCGGCAAUUAAUAUUACAACAAAUGUUAAUCGAUACAUCUCGUAUAGAUCAUCUUCGUAUUAAUUUUGUUUCACAUUUUCAUACAGAAAAUAAUGCUCUAACAGCUAGUAAUGAAAUAAUAACAUUAAUUAAUAAUUAUCCAAUAGAAAUGACAAGUCAAAUUCGUCAAUGGUUAAAUGAACAACAAAAAAAUCAUCCAACAACAUCAUUAGAAUCAAAUAUUGAUGAUUUUGAAUUAUAUUUAAAAGAUUUAGAAGAAAAUUUACUUCAAUAUCAACAACAUGAUAAUAGUCAAAUGAAAUUAAAGAAACUUAUUCAACAAAUAGAAAAUCGACCAAAUUUACCAGAAAAUUUAACAAAUAAUAAUAAACAACGUGUAGAAUAUUUACAAAAAAAUUUUCUUAAAUUAAAAAAACAAAUUGAAGAUAUUCGUAAAAAUAAUUUACUUAUAAAAACAAAUAUUGAUAAUACUAUUAGUAAUAUUGAUAUAUUAAUAACAAGUAUACGAAAUAUUGAAGAACGUAUUCAAAAUAAUCUUAAACAACCAAUGCAUGAUUAUGAAAAACUGAUUCUUGAUUGUCAGCGUAUCAUAUGUGAACUUAAUCAAAAUCUUCGUACACAAAUUGAAGAAGCUAUCAAUAGUGGAAGACGUUUAUAUACACCAGAUAAUAAAGCUUCUCAUGGUGUUGAAAAUACUGACGAUAUAGGUGGUAGUUCAUCAUCACCAUUAAAAAAACAUUCUGAUUUAACAUUACGUAAAGUUCGUCGACAUGUUCUUCAAUUAACACAACAUUGGAAAAAUGCUAAUAAUAAUGUUCAAUAUCGUUUAAAUAUAUUAAAACGUACUCAAACGGCGGUCGAAGAAUUACGUCGCAAGUGUGAUCGAUUACAUGCACACUUGCUUGAAAUUGAACUUGCUUAUGCACAUAAACCACAAAUUAAAGCUUUAAAUAGCGAACAAAUACCAGCUGAAAUUGAACAGGCUAAGCAUCUAUUAGCAACAUUAAUGUCAUGUAAAACUUCUAUUGAUGAUAUUCAACAAACAGCACAAACUGUUGAAAAUGAAUAUGAUAUUCAUGUUAUUAAUCGAGCUCAAGAACUUAAUCAAAGAUGGGAACAUUCUGUAGGAUCAGUUUCACAACGAAUACAAUCAUUACAAGAUUCACUUAAACAUACAACAAGUGAUAUUUAUUCAAGUUCAGUAGAAUAUCCAUGGCAACGUGCAAUAGCUGUCAAUAAAAUACCGUAUUAUAUUAAUCAUUCAGAUCAAACAACUUCUUGGGAUCAUCCAAAAAUGUAUGAAUUAAUGCAUUCAUUUGCAAGUUUUAAUGAUAUACGAUUUUCUGCUUAUCGUACAGCAAUGAAACUUCGUACAUUACAAAAACGUCUUUGUCUUGAUUUAACAUCAUUAAAUAAUAUAAUAAAUGUAUUUAAUGAACAUGAAAUAAUUGAUUCAUUAAAUAAAACAAUUAAUAUAACAGAAAUACUUGAUUAUUUACAAAAAAUUUUUGAAAAAACAUCAAUUGAAUAUUCACAAUUAAUUAAUAUUAUAUGUACUGUAGAUUUAACAUUAAAUUGGUUAUUAAAUAUUUAUGAUAUAAAUCGAACUGGUUCAAUUCGUUUAUUAUCAAUGAAAAUGGCAUUAGCAUUACUUUGUCGUGGAAAUAUUGAAGAAAAAUAUCGAUAUAUAUUUUCUUUGGUUGCAUAUGAAAAAGAUGGUCGACAUGUUCUUGAUCGACAACGUUUAGCAAUUUUAUUUCAACAAACUAUUGUUAUUCCAAAACAACUUGGUGAAGUAGCAGCAUUUGGUGGAUCAAGUGUUGAACCAAGUGUUCAAAGUUGUUUUGGAUAUGCACAUGAUCCAGAUGUAAUAACAACUGAAGAUUUUCUUGAAUGGGUUAAACUUGAACCACAAUCACUUGUUUGGUUACCUGUUUUACAUCGUUUAGCAGCAAGUGAAAUAGCUAAACAUGAAGCACGUUGUAGUAUAUGUAAAAUAUAUCCUAUACUUGGAUUUCGUUAUCGUUCAUUAAGACAUUUUAAUUGUGAUAUAUGUCAAAAUUGUUUUUUUUCUGGUAAACAAACAAAAAUUUUUAAAAUGGCUGAUCCAUUACAAGAAUAUUAUACUGAAACAACAUCUUCUGAAGAUAUUCGAGAUUUUUUUCGUACAUUUAAAAAUAAAUUAUGGACUAAACAUCGAAAAAUUCCUAAACUUGGUUAUUUACCAUUACCACAUGUAUUUAAUAAUAUAUUAUCAACAAAUGAACAACAAAUUUUACCAUCAUCAAUAGUAGUUUCAUCAGUAAUUACACCUUCUAAACUUGACAAUGAAAUUACAACACAAACAAUAACACCAUCGAUGGACUCUGAUGAUGAACAUUGUAUUAUUGCACAACAUUGUAAAAAUUUGAGUAAUGCUUCGUAUAAAUCACCUGCUUAUGAAUCAUUACCUUGUUCAAUAUCACUUGAUAAUGAUGAACGAGCUGAAUUAGAAGCUAUAAUUCGUGAUCUUGAAGAUGAAAAUCAUCUUUUACAAAAUGAAUAUGAACGUCUUUGUCAAGAACAUCGAGAAAAAUCUUUAAUUAUAAAUGAACAUCAAGAACAAUUACAAUUAAAUGAUAAUUCUAUAGAAAUUUAUAAUGAUCGUAAAAUAUUACGUGAAGCAAAACAAUUACGACAACAUAAAAUUAAAUUAGAACAACGAAUGAAAAUUCUUGAAGAACAUAAUAAACAAUUAGAAAAACAAUUAAAACGUUCAAAACAAUUAUUAUUCAAAGAAUCUCCUGUACAAACUAUGCGUCGUUCACUUGAUCGAAAUAUUGAACGACAAUCAAAUUUAUUAACAAUCGAUAAUCUUUUUCAUAUGGCUGAUGAUAUUAAUCGUGCGAUAGGCGAUCUUGUUUCUGUAAUAACUGAGCCACAAACAACUACAUCUUCAAAUUAUUAUCAACAAAUUAUCACUUCAUAA
Molecule: messenger RNA, 4377 nt
Organism: Rotaria sp. Silwood1
Lineage: Eukaryota; Metazoa; Rotifera; Eurotatoria; Philodinida; Philodinidae
Source: the annotation of a GenBank genome assembly